Messenger RNA from Leptosia nina, 1485 nucleotides. NCBI's taxonomy places the organism in Eukaryota, Metazoa, Arthropoda, Insecta, Lepidoptera, Pieridae. The record is from the annotation of a GenBank genome assembly.
AUGAAUAAAAUAAAUAUAAAUUGUCCCAGGUCUCCGAAGAAUGCAAACUGUGAAGAUGAAAAUGACAAGGAAGCUCUUAAGUCAGAAGCUGAGGAGGAGAAAGGAGGCCUCGAAGCGAAGAUGUCCCUCCUCAACGGCAUAACAGUGAUAGUUGGUUCGAUUAUCGGCAGCGGCAUUUUCGUCUCGCCGACCGGCGUUUUGAAGUACACGGGAAGUGUGAACGCUAGUCUUCUAGUCUGGAUCAUAUCAGGGGUGUUUAGUAUGGUGGGAGCGUACUGCUAUGCUGAACUCGGUACGAUGAUUCGUCUCAGCGGCGCUGACUACGCGUAUAUAAUGACGACAUUUGGACCGUUUGCAGCCUUCAUCCGGCUGUGGAUCGAGUGCAUGAUCGUCAGACCUUGUUCUCAGGCGAUCGUCGCACUAACGUUCAGCGUGUAUGUCCUUAAACCCGUUUUUCCGGAAUGUGACCCGCCGAAUGAAGCGACCAGGCUUUUGGCAGCAUGCUGUAUAUUAUUGCUUACGUUCGUGAAUUGCUGGUCCGUUCGCGCCGCCACCAGAGUCCAGGAUUGGUUCACCUAUGCCAAACUUUUGGCGCUCUUCAUCAUCAUCGCAGCUGGAAUUUACCAACUUACUCAAGGUCACGUGGAACACUUUACCUUUGAAGGGACCACAGAUGACGUCACUUCGAUUGCUCUAUCCUUCUACUCUGGACUCUUCGCGUACAACGGAUGGAACUACUUAAACUUCAUCAUCGAAGAAUUGAAGGAUCCAGUGAGGAACCUGCCUCGUGCUAUCGCCAUAUCCUGCACCUUGGUCACCAUCGUGUACACCUUCACCAAUGUUGCCUUCUUCAGCACUCUAUCACCAACGGAGGUCUUAGGUUCCCCGGCCGUAGCAGUAACAUUUGCGGAACGUCUAUUUGAUUGGUUCGCGCUUGCGCUACCGGUAUUUGUAGCGGCGUCCACUUUCGGAGCUGUCAAUGGCGUACUGCUUACAUCAUCCAGAUUGUUCUACGCCGGCGCAGCCCAAGGUCAGAUGCCAGCGAUGCUGACGAUGGUCUCGGCGAGGGCCACACCAGCUCCAGCCGUGUUGGCGGUUGCUCUAUUAUCUUUGCUCUACCUCACCGUUUCGGACAUACAGGCCUUGAUCAACUACGUCGGGUUCGCCACUUGGCUGAGUAUUGGCGCAGCUGUUCUCUGCCUGCCCGUGCUGCGCUACACGCAACCCAACCUUGAACGGCCCAUCAGAGUGAAUCUAUUCUUUCCGAUUCUGUACAUAAUCUGUACCAUCCUGGUGGUAGCUGUACCGGCCGUGGCUUCGCCAGCGGAGACUGGUGUCGGUUGCCUCAUGAUCCUAACGGCUGUGCCAGUUUAUUUGCUGCUCAUCGAGCCGAGAACAAAAAUAACUGGUCUUGGGUCUCUUACUGACGCCGCUACACGCUUAAUACAGAAAUUAACUCUAUCUGUUCGACCAAAGACGAAGUAA